Molecule: messenger RNA, 4623 nt
Organism: Athene cunicularia (burrowing owl)
Lineage: Eukaryota; Metazoa; Chordata; Aves; Strigiformes; Strigidae
Exons: 21
Coding region: 104-3913 (1269 amino acids)
Biological process (GO): keratinization; intermediate filament organization
Cellular component (GO): keratin filament
Molecular function (GO): structural constituent of skin epidermis
Source: RefSeq, a predicted model, not a curated record
ACCAAGCCCAGAUCCCCAGAGGGAUAUAAAGGGCAUCCUGCGCUCCCUUCCAUCAGAGCUGCGCUCUGUUUUCUGCUGUGUCGGGCUGUUUUCUCCUGCUGCAAUGAACCGGCAAACUUACAGCAUGAGAGGGGGGGGUGGAGGCAGAUCUUACAGCGCUGCCUCAGCAGUUAUUCCAAGCAGCCACAGGGCUGGCUUUAGUUCGAUGUCGAUGGCACGCUCUGGAGGAGGUGGAGGAGGUUUUGGAAGGUUCAUCGGAGGAGGUGGUGGUGGUGGUGGUGGUGGCGGUUUUGGCAGCAGGAGCCUCUACAACCUUGGCGGUAGCAAGAGGAUAUCCAUCGGUGUUGGAAGCAGCUUCCGAGCUGCUUUUGGGAGUGGAGCUGGUGGUGGAUACAGCUUUGGUGGAGGUGCUGGCGGGCUUGGCUUUGGUGGUGGACAGGGAGGUGGUGGGUUUGGCUUUGGCGGAGUAGGAGGGCUGGGAGGAUACAGUGGAGGGCUGGGUAGUGGCAGGAGCCCAGUGGGAUUUGGUGGUGGCCCACCUGGAGUUGGUACAAUCCAAGAAGUGACUGUCAACCAGAGUCUCCUGGCACCGCUGAACCUGGAGAUAGAUCCAAGCAUCCAUCAGGUGCGAAAAGAUGAGAAGGAGCAAAUCAAGACCCUCAACAACAAGUUUGCUUCUUUCAUUGACAAGGUUCGCUUCCUGGAGCAGCAGAACAAGGUGCUUGAGACCAAAUGGACCCUCCUGCAGGACCAAGGUCAAAAAAACAGCUCAGGCAAAAGCAAUCUGGACCCACUCUUCGAGGCUUACAUCAACAACUUGAAGCGGCAGCUGGCCAACCUGCUCAACGAGAGAGGACGCAUGGACGGGGAACUGAAGAACAUGCAAGACCUCGUUGAGGACUUCAAGAACAAAUACGAAGAGGAAAUCAACCGACGCACAGCAGCGGAGAAUGAAUUUGUGGUGCUGAAGAAGGACGUGGAUGCUGCUUACAUGAACAAGGUGGAGCUGGAGGCCAAGGUGGAUGCCCUGACCGAUGAACUCAAUUUCCUCCGAGCCCUCUACGAUGCGGAGCUGGCUCAGCUCAGUGCACAAGUGUCCGACACCGCUGUCAUUCUGUCCAUGGACAACAACCGGGACCUGGACCUCAGCAGCAUCAUAGCUGAAGUCAAAGCUCAGUACGAAGACAUCGCCAACAGGAGCCGGGCCGAGGCGGAGGCUUGGUACCAAACCAAGUUUGAGGAGCUGCAGGCCACAGCUGGGAAGCACGGGGACGACCUGCGCAACACAAAGGGGGAAAUCUCUGAGCUCAACCGGCUAAUCCAGAGGAUCCGGUCGGAGAUAGAGAACACGAGGAAUCAGUGUGCCACCCUGCAGACAGCCAUCGGAGACUCCGAGGAGCGCGGGGAGCUGGCCCUCAAAGAUGCCAAGGCAAAGAUAAUUGACCUGGAAGAUGCCCUGCAGAAGGCCAAAGCUGACAUGGCCCGGCAGCUCCGAGAGUACCAGGAGCUGAUGAACGUCAAGCUGGCCCUGGACAUUGAGAUCGCGACCUACAGGAAGCUGCUGGAGGGCGAGGAGAGCAGGCUCAGUGGAGAGGGACUCAACCCCAUCAGCUAUUCUGUCAUCAGCUCAAACUCUGGCAUGGCUGGUGGGGCUGGGUUUGGAGGAGGAUUUGGUGGACUGAGCCUCAGCGGAGGAGGCGGCGGAAGCGGUUUUGGUCUUGGAGGAGGAGGCGGAAGCGGUUUUGGUCUUGGAGGAGGUGGCGGUGGUGGAGGCUACAGCUUUGGAAGUGGAGGAGGACUUGGACUCGGGGGGGGUGGUGGUCUCGGAGGUGGAUACGGAGGAGGCAGCGGUCUCAGCACUGCAAGUGGUCUUGGCUACGGAGGAGGUGGCGGCAGCGGUCUGAGCACCAGUGUGAAAAUCGUCUCUAAAACCUCCUCCAGCAAAAAGAGCAUAAAAAGCCAAAGCCUGAAGAAUGCUACACAGCCUGACUCUCCCAACACAGGGGUUUCUGUCUCCAUUGCCCUCUGCUCCUUUCCUGCUGCGCAGCUUUUAUUCACCAGCUUUUUUUUUUUUUUUUCCCCUCUCCUGCUCUUUGCGUUUCCAAUUGAACAAGCCACCAUGAGUCGGAUCUCUUUCAGAUCAUCUACUGGAGGGGGCAUGAGGGGCUUUAGCUCAGGCUCUGCUAUCGUAGGAGGUGGCAGUGGUGCCAGAAGCAGUUUUAGCUCUGUCUCUGUCUCCAGAGUUGGAGGAGGAAGAGCCGGAGGUGGAGGAGGCUUUGGAGCUGGUGGUGGCUUCGGCAGCAGAAGUCUCUAUAACCUAGGUGGAAGCAAAAGAAUUUCCUACAGCUCAGUCGGUGGAGGUCUACGGAGUGGAGCCGGUGGUGGAUACGGCUUUGGUGGAGGAGCUGGGUUUGGUCUUGGCUAUGGUGGUGGAGCAGGCGCUGGUUUUGGCUUAGGAGGAGCUGGUGGUGGUGGCGGCUAUGGGCUGGGCAGUGGAUUUGGGCUGGGACAUCCAAAUAGUCGAGGUGGCCCCGGGUUCCCUGUUUGCCCACCUGGUGGCAUCCACGAAGUGACCGUCAACCAGAGCCUCCUGGCACCCCUCAAGCUGGACAUUGACCCGGAAAUCCAGAAGGUGCGGACACAGGAGCGGGAGCAGAUCAAGACCCUCAACAACAAAUUUGCCUCCUUCAUCGACAAGGUGCGCUUUUUGGAGCAGCAGAACAAAGUGCUGGAGACCAAGUGGAGCCUCCUCCAAGAGCAAGGUCACACCGUUACCAGGAAAUCUCUUGAGCCCCUUUUUGAAGCUUACAUCAACAACCUCAGGCGGCAGCUAGACAGUCUUCUAGGGGAGAGGGGACGCUUGGACUCUGAACUGAGGAACAUGCAGGACAUGGUGGAAGACUUUAAGAACAAAUAUGAAGAUGAGAUCAACCGGCGCACUGGUGCGGAGAACGAGUUCGUGGUCCUCAAGAAGGAUGUGGAUGGUGCUUAUAUGAACAAGGUCGAGCUGCAGGCCAAAGCAGAUGCGCUGGCAGAUGAAAUUAACUUCCUGAGAGCUCUUUACGAAGCGGAAUUGUCCCAGAUGCAGCAGCAAGUAUCCGACACCUCUGUGGUCCUGUCCAUGGACAACAACCGUAACUUGGACCUCAACAGCAUCAUUGCGGAGGUCAAAGCGCAGUACGAGGACAUCGCCAACCGGAGCCGGGCUGAGGCGGAGGCUUGGUACCAAAACAAGUACGAGGAACUCCAGGUCUCUGCCGGGCGACACGGUGACGACCUGCGUAACACCAAGAUAGAAAUUUCAGAAAUCAACCGGAUGGUCCAGAGGCUGCGGAAUGAGAUCGAGAGCGUGAAGAAACAGUGUGCCAACCUCCAAGCAGCCAUCACCGAGGCGGAGGAGCGCGGGGAGCUGGCCCUCAAGGAUGCCAAGAACAAACUGGCUGAGCUGGAGGAUGCCCUGCAGAAGGCCAAGGCUGACCUGGCCCGGCAGCUCCGUGAGUACCAGGAGCUGAUGAACGUCAAGCUGGCCCUGGACAUCGAGAUCGCGACCUACAGAAAGCUGCUGGAGGGCGAGGAGAGCAGGCUGGCUGGAGAGGGAGUCGGAGCCGUGAGCGUCUCCGUGGUCAGCAGCUCCAGCGGGAUGGGCUACGGCGGCGGCGGCAGCUGCCUGGGCAUGGGCGGAGGUCUCGGCAUGGGCGGGGGUCUCGGCAUGGGCGGCGGUGGCGGCGGCGGCAGCUACAGCAUGAGCAGCAGCGGCGGCUUCGGAGGCGGGAGCGGAGGGUUUGGCGGGGGGCUCAGCUACGGAGGAGGCAGCACCUUCAGCUCCGGGAGCAGCCGAGGUGUCAGCUCCAGCACAGGAGGCAGCGUGAGGAUCGUUUCCAAGACCACCACUAGCAAAAAGACCAUCAGAUAAGGAUGGUGAGCCCGGGGCCCCCCGCGCGGACGACGGCGUGUUUCCAAAAGCAAGUGCUGCCCUACGAAUCAAUGGUGUAAAUAGCUGCGCUAGAGCCUCUCCUUCCUCCGUCCUUCACCCUCCACCUUUGGGGCAGCGGGGGGCGACCAGGACCCCACCGCAAAAAUCUGGAGCACCUUUGGCUAAAGCACAGGUUGUAACAGGUCACUGACAGGGCUUUGGAGAGCCGUCGUGGACCCCAGUGGUGGCUCUCUUCCAGCACAGUCCUUGUUCUUCCCUUGCUCUCCUCCUGGAGUCACACAUUUAAAGCAAAGUGGAAGCACUUCGCUGAACGGGGACAGCCGCGCUCGGCCACGCACAUUCACUUCACUCGUCCUGAAACAAUGGUGACAGCCUCGUGAAACCACAGUCCUGGGUCCUCAGCAGUGAAAAUAGCUCCAAGACGCUCUAAAAGCCUCUGCCUGCAACACGUGUUACAACCUCCAAAUGUGUCUGCAACUAAAGAUUUUUUUCCAGCCCCUUCUGUUUUCUCAGGCACUUGUGGGAAAGGUUAUUGCUUUCUGUGUAUAUGAAUCGCCACACUGAUUUCUAACCCUCAUGGCUACAGCCUCUUCACUUCCAGGCCUACCAUGCUGUAUGGUCCAAUAAAAAGCAUUUGUCAUUUUUAAAACCUGUUGCUUUUUGGUUUUUCUUCUCUGCUGAUGUGGGUA